CGGGCCGCGCCCUGGAUGCUGUCGCCCGCGGCCACGCUUGGCCUCGUCGGGCGGGGUCUCCUGGAGCCUCCCGGUGUUGGACCGGACCGCCGCUUUAUCUGUUUCUUUGGCGGACACCUCUCAGAGGGACGACGGCGUGGGGCCUUGUGUCAGGGCUGUUCCCUGACCACUGCGCAUCGCCUGCAGGGAUCCGAGUGUCCCAGGCUAGAGGUGAGCAUGGCAGAACAGGAACCCACUGCUGAGCAGCUUGCCCAGAUAGCGGCUGAGAAUGAGGAAGAUGAGCACUCUGUCAACUACAAGCCCCCAGCCCAGAAGAGCAUCCAGGAGAUCCAGGAGCUGGACAAGGAUGAUGAGAGCCUUCGAAAGUAUAAGGAAGCCCUGCUGGGCCGCGUGGCUGUCUCUGCAGACCCCAAUGUCCCCAACGUCAUUGUGACCCGCCUGACCUUGGUGUGCAGCACCGCACCGGGCCCUCUGGAACUGGACCUGACAGGUGAUCUGGAGAGCUUCAAGAAACAGUCAUUUGUGUUGAAGGAAGGUGUGGAGUACCGGAUAAAAAUCUCUUUCCGGGUGAACAGAGAGAUCGUGUCAGGCAUGAAGUACAUCCAGCACACAUAUAGGAAAGGGGUCAAAAUUGACAAGACUGACUAUAUGGUCGGGAGCUAUGGGCCCCGGGCUGAGGAGUAUGAGUUCCUGACACCCAUGGAGGAGGCCCCCAAAGGCAUGCUUGCUCGGGGAAGUUACAACAUCAAGUCCCGCUUCACAGAUGAUGACAAGACUGACCACCUGUCCUGGGAGUGGAAUCUCACCAUCAAAAAGGAAUGGAAGGACUGAGCUCCAGCUGGGAGGCGGGCAGGGCGACGGACAGACAGAAGGACCGACAUGCCCCACCCUAGACCCCUACCCACCCCAAACCAAAGUGCUGACAGGACCCUCCCUCACCAUUCCUCCCUGGUCCACUCAGGCAGGCAGCUCUUCUGUCCUGCCCCUCCUCCACCUCCUGCCUGCAGGCCCCUGUGGUCUCCAGUGUCACAUUGCUGCUUCUG
This is a messenger RNA of Peromyscus eremicus (cactus mouse), 1043 nucleotides long. It is a transcript of the gene Arhgdia, whose product is annotated as Rho GDP dissociation inhibitor alpha. Gene Ontology annotation, molecular function: protein binding; Rho GDP-dissociation inhibitor activity. NCBI's taxonomy places the organism in Eukaryota, Metazoa, Chordata, Mammalia, Rodentia, Cricetidae. The transcript is spliced from 6 exons. Gene Ontology annotation, cellular component: cytoplasm; membrane; cytosol. Gene Ontology annotation, biological process: Rho protein signal transduction. Bases 16 to 831 code for a protein of 271 amino acids. The record is from RefSeq and is a predicted model, not a curated record.